Molecule: messenger RNA, 4461 nt
Organism: Microcebus murinus (gray mouse lemur)
Lineage: Eukaryota; Metazoa; Chordata; Mammalia; Primates; Cheirogaleidae
Gene: SEMA4A
Product: semaphorin 4A
Biological process (GO): neural crest cell migration; positive regulation of cell migration; axon guidance
Cellular component (GO): plasma membrane
Molecular function (GO): chemorepellent activity; semaphorin receptor binding
Source: RefSeq, a predicted model, not a curated record
CCGGUGACCCAGAUAAGCCAAUCUGUUUAAGCAGAGAGGCCCAGGGCAGAGUGGCUUCCCAAACCUGAGCUGGGGGUUGGGGAGACACAGAACAGAGGGGCUGGGUAAAUGGAAGUUUCCCUUGAUUCUAAGAACCUGAAAGGGACCUGGCAACCGGCCUUCAGGAGAGUCUGGGGAAGUCUUAUGCAAGUCUUGACAGAAACAGUUGUCAGGAGGAGCAUGUCUGAGACCAACCCCUGGGGAAAUUGAGAGAGAUGAAAGGAGGCUGAGUGGGCUCAGACAAGGAAUUCUAAGGAGUAGCCUGGGCUGUAACAUCACCAGUGUUGGCUGGUACUGUAGUAGGACGGAUGGAGGUUAUACUACAGGAAGGACUUCCUGGAAGUGAGGAAUGCGUGUUUGAGAUGGAGGUGGAUUAUUUAUGAGAGUUGGAUUAGCCCUGGGUUGUCUGUGCUCUUUAACCUGCAGUCAGCUGAACUGGCUGAGUGGGCAGGAACCUACCAACUUUAUAGGUCAUGGAGUUCUUGGCGCCAGAUGCCUCGUUAACCCUGCAUUAUGAGGUUCCCCCAGAGCCUUUGGGGGCGAGUGAACAGCCACCACUGGAGCUUGGGUGCCUCAGAAGUGUGUUCCAUUUAGCAUGAGCUCAGAUGGGAAGUUUUCAGGACUUCCUACUGGCCUGAUGCCACCCUAAGAGUGAUGGAGAUUAGAAUACAGGAGAGACUUCCUCAGCAAAAUCAAGGCUAAGAGGCUAAUACAAUUGUUUAGUUUUUUAAAGAUUACGGCCCAGCUGAGAGGGAGUUUGAAGGGUAGAGCACUGCAGGGAAUUCCCAGUAGGUAAAAGUGGAAAGACCCCACCUUGUGGGUAGGUGAAAAGAGGAAUGUGAAAGAUGUUGUCAUGUCUCGUAUCUGGGGAAUCUUGAGCAAGAGGGGAAACCACUGCCAGGCUAGUUAGACUGGAUGUGACAUGGAGAGGUAAGGGACUCGCUGAAACAACCCAGAAGGGCAUUUUAAACCUUCUGGACGGACUGAGGCAAAAGGAGGCAGAAAGAGAGGUGUGUCUCCUGAGAGGCGGCUGAGCCUCUUUUUAUUCCCUCCCAAUUCACCAACUUCCGCCCGAGCCAGGAUCUGUCACAACUCGAGAGGUGGAAAUUCUGGUUUCCCUAGCCCAGAGCUCCCAGUGCUGGCUUUGGCACGAUGGGCACCUGGAGGGCCGUGCUCCCGUUCCAGCCAGGUUGAGCCUUCUGCCCCCUGCCUCUGGGGGCUGGGAACCGCCUCCUUCUUUCCCUUGGAUGGCACCCCUGCCCCAGAGACUGAACACCCGGAUUUCCCACUGUGGCUGGUUCAAGGAGCCGUCUGGUGACAGCCAUUGGCUGAGCAUGGCCCUCCCAGCCCUGGGCCUGGACCCCUGGAGCCUCCUGGGCCUUUUCCUCUUCCAACUUCUCCAGCUGCUGCUGCCAACAACGACCGCAGAGGGAGGUGGGCAGGAGCCCGUGCCCAGGGUCAAAUACUAUGCAGGAAUCAGCUGCCCACCCACCAACUCCUCACCGCUCUCUCUCACGCCUCCCACAGGGGAUGGAUGCAGGGCGCUUAGCUUCUUCCACCAGAAGGGCCUCCAGGAUUUUGACACUCUGCUCCUGAGUGGUGAUGGAAACACUCUCUAUGUGGGGGCUCGAGAGGCCAUUCUGGCCUUGAACAUCCAGGAUCCAGGGGUCCCAAGGCUGAAGAACAUGAUACCCUGGCCAGCCAGUGACCAAAAAAAGAAUGAAUGUGCCUUUAAGAAGAAGAGCAACGAGACACAGUGUUUCAACUUCAUUCGUGUCCUGGUCCCUUUCAAUGCCACCCAUCUCUACGCCUGCGGCACCUUCGCCUUCAGUCCUGCUUGUACCUUCAUUGAACUCCAAGAUUCCUACUUGUUGCCCAUCUCAGAGGACAAGGUCAUGGAGGGGAAAGGCCAAAGCCCCUUUGACCCUGCCCACAAGCACACAGCUGUCUUGGUGGAUGGGAUGCUCUAUUCUGGCACCAUGAACAACUUCCUGGGCAGCGAGCCCAUCCUGAUGCGCACGCUGGGAUCCCAGCCUGUCCUCAAGACCGACACCUUCCUCCGCUGGCUGCAUCCGGACGCCGCCUUCGUGGCCGCCAUCCCUUCGACGCAGGUCGUCUACUUCUUCUUCGCGGAGACCGCCAGCGAAUUUGACUUCUUCGAGAAGCUCCACACUUCGCGGGUGGCUCGAGUUUGCAAGAACGACGUGGGCGGCGAGAAGCUGCUGCAGAAGAAGUGGACCACCUUCCUGAAGGCCCAGCUGCUCUGCACGCAGCCGGGGCAGCUGCCCUUCAACGUCAUCCGCCACGCGGUCCUGCUGCCCGCCGAUUCGUCCGCAGUUCCCCACGUCUACGCAGUCUUCACCUCCCAGUGGCAGGUCGGAGGGACCAGAAGCUCUGCAGUUUGUGCCUUCUCUCUCACUGACAUUGAGCGUGUCUUCAAGGGGAAGUACAAGGAGUUGAACAAAGAAACUUCACGCUGGACUACUUACAGGGGCCCUGAGACCAACCCCCGGCCAGGCAGCUGCUCGGUGGGCCCCUCCUCUGAUAAGGCCUUGACCUUCAUGAAGGACCACUUCCUGAUGGAUGAACAGGUGGUGGGGACACCCCUGCUGGUGAAAUCUGGUGUGGAGUACACACAGCUUGCGGUGGAGACAGCCCAGGCCCUUGAUGGGCGCAGCCAUCUGGUCAUGUACCUGGGUACCACCACAGGGUCCCUUCACAAGGCUGUGGUGAGCGGGGACAGCAGUGCUCAUCUGGUGGAAGAGAUCCAGCUGUUCCCUGACCCUGAACCUGUCCGCAACCUGCUGCUGGCCCCCACCCAGGGCGCAGUGUUUGUAGGCUUCUCAGGAGGCGUCUGGAGGGUGCCCCGAGCCAACUGUAGUGUCUAUGAGAGCUGUGUGGACUGCGUCCUUGCCCGGGACCCCCACUGCGCCUGGGAUCCUCAGUCCCAAAUCUGUCGCCUCCUGUCUUCCCCCAACCUGAACUCCUGGAAGCAGGACAUGGAGCAAGGGAACCCAGGCUGGGCAUGUGCCAAUGGCCCCAUUGGCAGGAGCCUCCGGCCUCAGAGCCGCCCGCAAAUCAUUAAAGAAGUCCUGGCUGUCCCCAGCUCCAUCCUGGAGCUCCCCUGUCCCCACCAAUCAGCCCUGGCCUCUUACCACUGGAGUCGUGGCACAGCCCCAGCCCCAGAAGCCUCUUCCACGGUCUACAAUGGCUCCCUCUUGCUGAUACUGCAGGAUGGAGUUGGGGGUCUCUAUCAGUGCUGGGCCACUGAGAAUGGCUUCUCACACCCUGUGGUCUCCUACUGGGUGGACAGCCAGGACCGGAGCCUGGCCCUGGAUCCUGAACUGGCAGGCAUUCCCCGGGAGCAUGUGGAGGUCCCUCUGACCAGGGUCAGUGGUGGGACUGCUCUGGCUGCCCAGCGGUCCUAUUGGCCCCACUUUCUCACGGUCACUGUCCUCCUCGCCUUAGUGCUUUCAGGAGCCCUCAUCAUCCUCCUGGUCUCCCCGCUGGGGGCACUCCGGGCUCGGGGCAAGGUCCAGGGCUGUGGGACCCUGCCCCCUAGGGAGAAGGCCCCGUUGAGCAGGGAGCAGCACCUCCAGCCAGCCAAGGAACACAGGACCUCUGCCAGUGACGUGGACGCUGACAACAACUGCCUGGGUACUGAGGUGGUUUAAACCCUGGGCACAGACUGGGGCUGCAGGGUAGGGCUGGCACCCGGCCAUGCUGGCUGAGGGCCCCCGGAGCAGUGCAGCCCUGACCAGGGUGGGAGUAGCACAAAAGACCACCUUUCUUCCAUGAGAGGAGCUUCUCCUGCCACUCUGCACCACUGGUAGCACUCAGCAGGGGCACCACAGCAGCCCGCCUCCCUGUGGGACUCCCUUCUAGCAAGCACAUGGCUCUCUACAGGGGCUACCCCAGAACUGUACCUCCUCUGCCCUAGGAGGACCUGGGGAAAAUCCUUUAGUUCUGGCCAUUCCAGGGACCCUAUAUAAACAUACUGUUCCAGGAGACCCUAAAAAAACCUAACUGUUCCAGGACCCUAGACACCAAACAUCUAAACAACCGUAAGCUAACUUGCCACUCCUGGACACGCCAAUUGGAAGCCACCACCUUGGACACUCGCCUCUCCCAGGGAUUUCUAGGGUUCUUCAGGGAUCUGCUCCCUCCUGCUCCCCUUACCAGUCAUGCAUUGCAGACUCCCAGGAAGUCUUUCCUGAAGUCUGACCACCUUCCUUCUUGCUUCAGCUGGGGCAGAUUGGGAUCCUUUCUGCUCUGGCUAGAAUGGCAGGGGUAAUCUGAGCCUCAUUCAUUUGUUUCCCCUGGCUACCCCUUGACCUCUGUCCUCUCCCCUUCCCUUUGUUUUGAGAUUCAGAAAACUGCUUGUCACAGACGGUUUAUUUUUUAUUAAAAAGACAAAACUUA